Meriones unguiculatus (Mongolian gerbil) is the source of this 831-nucleotide messenger RNA. Its product is annotated as zinc finger protein 431-like. Lineage: Eukaryota; Metazoa; Chordata; Mammalia; Rodentia; Muridae. The annotation marks the transcript as partial. The record is from RefSeq and is a predicted model, not a curated record. The transcript has a single exon.
AGUAUACAUAUAGGAGAGAAACCUCAUAAAUGUAACCAAUGUGGUAAAUCCUGUGCAUCUAACAGUGAUCUACUAAGACAUAAAGGAACUCACACUGGAGAAAAACCUUAUGAAUGCAAUCAAUGUGGAAAAGCCUUUGUACGUAACAGUAGUCUCCUAGUACAUAAAAGAACUCACACUGGAGAGAAACCUUAUGAAUGUAAUCAAUGUGGUAAAGCCUUUGUAUGUAACAGUCAUCUCCUAAGACAUAAAAGAACUCAUUCUGGAGAGAAACCUUAUGCAUGUAACCAGUGUGGUAAAGCCUUUGCAUGUAACAGUCAUCUCCUAAGACAUAAAAGAACUCAUUCUGGAGAGAAACCUUAUGAAUGUAACCAGUGUGGUAAAGCCUUUACAUGUAACAGUAGUCUCAUAGUACAUAACAGAGCUCACACUGGAGAGAAAGCUUAUGAAUGUAACCAAUGUGGUAAAGCCUUUGUCUGUAACAGUCAUCUAAGACAUAAAAGAACUCAUUCUGGAGAGAAACCUUAUGCAUGUAACCAGUGUGGUAAAGCCUUUGCAUGUAACAGUAAUCUUUUAAUACAUAAACGAACUCACACUGGAGAGAAACCUUAUGAAUGUAACCAAUGUGGGAAAGCCUUUGCAUAUAACAGUAGUCUCCUAGUACAUAAAAGAGCUCACACUGGAGAGAAAUCUUAUGAAUGUAACCAAUGUGGUAAAGCCUUUACAUGUAACAGUAGUCUCAUAGUACAUAAAAGAAAUCACACUGGAAAGAAACCUUAUAAAUGUAACCAAUGUGGUAAAGCCUUUGCAUAUAAUAGUGUUCUCCUAAGA